Protopolystoma xenopodis is the source of this 238-nucleotide messenger RNA. The record is from the annotation of a GenBank genome assembly. Lineage: Eukaryota; Metazoa; Platyhelminthes; Monogenea; Polystomatidea; Polystomatidae.
GGCCUAUAUUAGCCAGAUUCUUUUGGAGUUACUCCUUAAACGUAUAUCGCAUCGCUUGCCGCGUUUUGAUCAAUCGGGCACCAUUUCGGAGAUGCAUAUUCUUUAUGCUUCGUGGUCUGCUGAUCACAGAGUGAUUGACGGUGCUUCAAUUGCCAAAUUCUCAAAUCAUUGGAAAUCCUAUCUGGAAGAACCAUAUCUUUUUCUUUUAGAUCUAAAGGUCUGGCUGAGAUUUCGUUGA